Harpia harpyja (harpy eagle) is the source of this 4053-nucleotide messenger RNA. RefSeq names its product estrogen related receptor beta (gene ESRRB). Lineage: Eukaryota; Metazoa; Chordata; Aves; Accipitriformes; Accipitridae. Bases 329 to 1693 code for a protein of 454 amino acids. Gene Ontology annotation, molecular function: steroid binding; nuclear steroid receptor activity; DNA-binding transcription factor activity. Gene Ontology annotation, cellular component: nucleus. The transcript is spliced from 7 exons. The record is from RefSeq and is a predicted model, not a curated record. Gene Ontology annotation, biological process: regulation of DNA-templated transcription.
GUUAAAGCUACAGCGGGGCUCGGGGCGGCGAAAUCCCCCGUGGCCGUGUCCUGCGCGCCGCCCGCCGCCCGCCUCCUGCCGCCGUCAGUGUGUCCGCACGCGGGUGCGGGAGCGGAGCGGCGCGGCGCUGCCUCCCCGCCGCCCGCCCCGCCGCCUCUGCCCCGCGGCCGGGCUCGGGCCGGCUCCUCUUCCCGGGGCUCCCCGCCCUCCCUGCCCGCUGCAGUUUAGUUGUUCUCUCCUGCUUUUUCUCUCUUUCCUUUUUCUUUCUUUCUUUCUUUUCUUUCUUUCUUUUUUUUCUCCUCCCACCGGGAAUGCUCAAACUGGACUGAUGGACAUUUCCGAGCUGUGCAUCUCCGACCCGCUCGGCUACCACAACCAGCUGCUUGGCAGAAUGGCCACGGAGGAGCGGCACCUCUCCUCCAGCUGUGGGUCCUUCAUCAAGACGGAGCCCUCCAGCCCAUCUUCUGGCAUCGACGCCAUCAGCCACCACAGCCCGAGUGGCUCCUCCGACGCUAGCGGUGGCUACGGCAUCGCCAUGAGUGGGCAUCCCAAUGGCCUAGACUCACCACCCAUGUUCAAUGGCACAGGGAUUGGCGGUGGGUCCUGCCGUAAGCGUUACGACGACUGCGCCAGCGCCAUCAUGGAGGACUCGCCCACCAAGUGCGAGUACAUGCUCAAUGCAAUCCCCAAGCGGCUGUGCCUGGUGUGCGGGGACAUUGCUUCUGGGUACCACUACGGCGUGGCUUCCUGUGAGGCGUGCAAAGCCUUCUUCAAGAGGACUAUUCAAGGGAAUAUUGAAUACAGCUGCCCGGCCACCAAUGAAUGUGAGAUCACGAAACGGAGGCGCAAGUCCUGUCAGGCCUGUCGCUUCAUGAAAUGCCUCAAAGUGGGGAUGCUAAAAGAAGGUGUUCGUCUGGAUCGAGUCCGUGGAGGCCGUCAGAAAUACAAGAGGAGACUGGAUUCUGAGAGUAGCACUUACCUGAGCUUACAGAUCCCUCCCCCAGCUAAAAAGCCGUUGACUAAGAUCGUCUCCCACUUGCUGGUCGCUGAGCCAGAGAAGAUUUAUGCCAUGCCUGAUCCAACCAUGCCAGAGAGUGACAUCAAAGCCCUGACAACCCUCUGUGACCUGGCAGACAGGGAACUGGUGGUGAUCAUUGGCUGGGCAAAGCACAUCCCAGGGUUCUCCAACCUCUCCCUUGGGGACCAGAUGAGCCUCUUGCAGAGCGCCUGGAUGGAAAUCCUCAUCCUGGGCAUUGUGUACCGCUCCCUGCCAUAUGAGGACAAGCUUGUCUAUGCUGAGGACUACAUCAUGGAUGAAGAGCACUCUCGUCUGACAGGGCUGCUGGAGCUCUACCUGGCCAUCCUACAACUGGUGCGCCGCUACAAGAAGCUCAAGGUGGAAAAGGAGGAGUUUGUCACGCUCAAAGCUCUGGCCCUUGCCAACUCAGACUCCAUGCACAUAGAGGACAUGGAUGCAGUGCAGAAACUCCAGGACCUUCUCCACGAAGCCCUGCAGGACUACGAGCUGAGUCAGCGCAACGAGGAGCCCCGGCGAGCAGGCAAGCUGCUUCUGACCUUGCCCCUCCUGCGGCAGACGGCCGCCAAAGCUGUGCAGCACUUCUACAGCAUCAAACUGCAAGGCAAGGUUCCCAUGCAUAAACUCUUCCUAGAAAUGCUAGAGGCAAAGGUCUGACAGCCCCAGCGCCAGCCAACAGUGGCCGGGGAACAAACUAGAAACAAAGAUGCAGACAACGGAGCAAUCCAAACAGCAGCAGCAGCCACCGCCGGCUUUUAUCUUCAAUCAUUUAUUAUGGAAGAAUUAUUUAAUGUCUAUCUGUCGGCGUGACUGCAGAAUCUCAUGUACAGGAGGGGGGAAACUCUUUUAAUCAGUCACCUGUUUCUCUUUUUUUGUUUGUUUUCUCUGUGGGAAAUACCAGAAUAUGCUCUUGCACUUGUUGAGGCGGUCACUGGGGCUCAGCCCCUCUGAGCAGUGAUGCUCGCAGCACUAUCCAGGCCGCCUGCUCCCCAGCUCCCUCCGCCAGUGCUGGAGGGGGAGUGGGGACAGAAGCAGGAAGAGAGGAAGAAUAGCGUCAAUACAAACUUUAUCUGCUGGUGUUGUGAGGGGUCAGAUAGAAAGGGAAGCAGCCAGGGUCCUUCUUUUUGUCACCUUCCUGGCUCUAACCAUAGAGCAGAUGCUCCUUUGGAGAAGAGUGCUGCUGGACCUCUCCUGAUGAAAACGGCUGCCUCCCAGGCUCCUCUAGCGACAGCUAACACUUGUACAUACAGGCCCCACUUCUUACCGGGAAAGAUGCUCCUAACUGUGUAAGAUAUUCUGUGACCUUGUACAGUGUGUCAUUACGCCUGGCUAGUCCCUCCUAUGUACAAUCCCCGCAGGCCCCUGAAGAGGUAGGAUGUAUGUCCCUGAGAGAAUGCAAGUCUCCUUUCCCAGAUGGCAAGAAAAAGAGGAGAGCCUCAUGUUAUGCUUCAGUGCUGGGUUGACUUGAUAAUCUCUGCAUCCUCUCCUAUGUGGUGCUAACUACAAUUCUUCCACACUUUUCACCCCGUAGUGUAUCAUCAAACCUGCCUCUUCAGCUCAGCUGAGUGCCAUUCCCCACUUGUUCCUUGUGGCAGAGAACACAAGGCUUUGUCUGCAUGAUUACUGCCCAAGUAUAAAUACACCCCAAACCAGGGCUUUCCUAGACUUCGUUAAAGUGAUAGCUCUUUGCCUCCACAGAGACUUAGGCUUAUUGCCAAAUGCUAGUUAGGAAUCAAGGGCACUGCUUUUUGGAGGAGGCAGCUCUUGAGCCUGAGAGAUUGCUUUUUUGUGGCAGCCUAGGGAAAUAAAUUAGAGGGUGACGUGAAACCCCCAAUAUCCCAACUACUGUCUUCCCCUGCCUCAUCCCAUUACCCUCAACAGCAGCAAAGGAGCUAGCAUAGAUUAUACCUGGGCCUGGUAAGAGGUUCUUUCACUGAUGGGAAAGCAAAUAUUUGACCUUGAGGUGGCGGGAGAAGAAGUGGGGGAAUGUUUAUUUACUCCUUUCCUGUAACCAGGUUCCUGCUGUCUCCAAGCCCUGGUUUAGAUCUGCUGCCUAAGCCGCAACUGCUGCAUUCCCGGUAGCCAGAGGGGAAUGUGGGUGACUGACAAAACUGGCUGUUGGCAUUCUCUGAGAUUUUAUUUUCUAGGUCACUUAGUUUUGAGCCAGCCUGAGCUGAUGAAACCUGAAUGUAUUGUCUGUUUUGUGGUCAGCGGCACAGCAGUAGAGGUGAGAAAAAGCCUCUGAUCUACAUUUGAGACACCACUAGCUGUACUGCCUCUGUUCCCCUCAAGCUUCCAUCCCUUCCUGGCUAGCCCAGGAGAAAGGUGGUGUGGCAGAGGAGUAACUUUCCCCCAGCAGGAAGCCUUCCAAACCAGGGUUGAGGCAUGUGAUCAGGGAGACACUGGGUGCUUGUUUUCUACUGGAGCAGAAUGUGUCACAGCAGAGCUGUCAGUGCUGCAGAACAACACCCAGGCUAGCUCAGAGACUGGGGGCACUAGCUGAUCCUGACCUCUCAGCUCUCACAGCCAGCCCGCUCCUGGUACUUGAGUUAGUUAGUUCAGUUCCAUCUCCUUUGAGUUUUCUCUACACACGCAGUCGUAGCUACUCUCACUCAUUUUGUACUCACUUGAUAAAGGAAUUCAGUCUUGCUUCAGGCACAUUAGUAAACCAACAGAGACCUAAGGAGCAGAAGGCAUGUGGGAGCUGGGACUGCUUCUAUGUUCACAGCGGUAGCAAUUACACAGUGGCCUUGUGCUUUGAACAGAUUCUCAUGCUUCUCUCCACAGCUCCCUCCCAGAGGCAGCUGGGGAGAAAAUGAGAGGCUUUUGGUUGCGCUCAUGAUCCCUGUACCCAUCUGUGAUUCGGACGGACCAAAGUGAAAUGCACACCACCACUACAGAGCCAGCUUGCCAUGUGCUGCACUCUGCUGUGUAAAGGUAGCUGUCCCAAAAUGGGCUGAAAAGAUCCUAAGAAGCAAUUCUUAUUCUGUUGGGCCCUGGCUGGAAAGGUCACUUAC